AUGCACUGCAGCGUCAAAAAACUGCGCGCAGGCAUCCGCCUGGCCGAGCAAGAUGCAGCAGCAUGGAGACAAAGGGUCGACGAAGCAUACUUGGUCGCACGAGACUGGUCCUCAAAAAUCUACGACAAGUCUGACAUCAGGCGGUGUAGCGAAGCAUGGGCGGCUCAUGAUCGAGCUGAUCAAAAGCUGUCUCGAUUUCAGGAGGCUAUCAGACUGUUGAACGAGAUGCUCGAGGAUGAACUGCUUCGCACUUCUGCUGGCGAUUCAAACUUUCCAUGGCCAGACAUUCAAGAGGUGGGCAUGUUUGUGUACGACGUUCUCACACUGGCUUUUGCCGUCUUCUGCUGGGUCCUCGUGUGUCUGCUUGGGCUCAACACCUCGACUUCGCCGGACUCUCCACGAGAGCAGACGCCACAAACACCACCACGACACGCCACCCCUCCACCAAAGUAUGAGCAACCAGCUCCGGCCUUUCAACCAAAUCCUCAAGACGCAAUAGUCGCCUGGCGCACCAAGGUCGAGAUGAUGUCGGCAGACUACGCAAGUCUGGAAAGCUUCCCCUCUCCACCGACCACCGUCCGAUGCACCAAUGCCAAGUGCCAUGCCGAACAACAUCGUGCACUCCCAGUCUGCGAGUGCAACGUUCGUGCGGCGUUUUGGCGGGUCCCGGGCCUCGAUCCGAUGGAGGAGCGAAGGACUUGGCAUCCGGACAGAUUUUCGGCAUGUGAGGCGGAUAAGAGGGAGAGGUUCAAGGCUAUGGCGAGGGAGAUGUUUGUGGUGGUUGAUGAAAUGUUUCGAUUGAGCUAG
Molecule: messenger RNA, 807 nt
Organism: Fulvia fulva
Lineage: Eukaryota; Fungi; Ascomycota; Dothideomycetes; Mycosphaerellales; Mycosphaerellaceae
Exons: 1
Coding region: 1-807 (268 amino acids)
Source: RefSeq, a predicted model, not a curated record